AUGGGAAAUCUAUUACAAAAACCAAUCUAUGCUUUGUCCCAAUUCUUGAUUGUAAUACUAAUGUUUAUUGUUGAGUUAAGGUUAUGUUCUUCCGCAGCGGCACCAGCCAAUUUCAUUUUUGGAGAUUCUCUAGUUGAUGCUGGCAACAACAACUACAUUGCUUCUCUAUCUAAAGCAGAUUUUGCCCCAAAUGGGAUCGAUUUUGGCAUGCCCACAGGCAGAUACACCAACGGCAGAACCAUAGUCGACAUUUUAGGACAAGAAAUAGGUCUUAGUGGCUUCACUCCUCCAUAUUUGGCACCAACUACAGAAGGAGCAGCAAUUUUACAAGGCGUCAACUACGCUUCCGGCGGCGGCGGCAUCUUUAAUCACACUGGCAAAAUCUUCGGUGGGAGACUAAAUUUGGAUGCUCAGCUUGACAAUUUCGCAAACACAAGGCAGGCAAUAAUCUCAACAAUUGGUGAAGAUGCAGCAACAAACCUCUUCCAAAAUGCACUUUUUUCAAUAGCAAUCGGAUCGAACGAUUUCAUCAACAAUUACCUGACGCCAGUUAUCUCAAAAGUUGAACAACAUCUCGUUUCACCUCAAUCAUUCGUGGCAGCCAUGAUUUCAAGAUUCAGAACUCAACUUAUGAGACUUAAAAGCAUGGGUGCAAAAAAUAUUAUCGUGGCAAAUGUGGGGCCAAUUGGGUGCAUCCCAUUUCAGAGAGAGAUGAAUCCAUCUGCAGGAAAUGAAUGUGUUGAUUUCCCCAAUCAACUUGCACAACUGUUCAAUGCCCAACUCAGGAGUCUUGUGCAACAACUUAACACAAAUCUUGAUGGAUCCAACUUUAUUUAUGCAGAUGUCUACCAUAUCGUCCACGAUAUUAUCCGGAAUUAUACGUCAUACGGAUUUGAGAAUUCAAAUUCAGCGUGUUGCCAUAGUAUGGGUAGAUUUGGAGGGCUAAUUCCAUGUGGGCCCACCUCCAAAGUUUGUGAGGAUCGAUCAAAAUACGUUUUUUGGGACCCUUAUCACCCAACUGACGCGGCCAAUUCCAUUAUAGCAAAGCGACUUAUGCACGGCAGCGCUAUCGAUAUUUGGCCUAUGAAUAUUAGGCAGUUACUCAUAAAUUGAAAACGUUCUUAACAUUAUACUCACUAAUGUUCUUUAUUUUUGUUUUUGUUUGUUUGGUCAUCACAGAGGAAAUUAUUUUAUUUUUGCAUAUUGUGCUAACUAGAAAAGAUGGACUAAGCGAUUUAGUUAACUUUCUCCCCUCCUCAUCAACCUUUUAUUUACUUGAAUGGCAUUAGAUCGUUUGUAAUGAGUUUAUUUCAUAGUUAGAAUU
Salvia miltiorrhiza (redroot sage) is the source of this 1324-nucleotide messenger RNA. RefSeq names its product GDSL esterase/lipase At4g16230-like. The record is from RefSeq and is a predicted model, not a curated record. Bases 1 to 1113 code for a protein of 370 amino acids. The transcript has 5 exons. NCBI's taxonomy places the organism in Eukaryota, Viridiplantae, Streptophyta, Magnoliopsida, Lamiales, Lamiaceae. Gene Ontology annotation, molecular function: hydrolase activity, acting on ester bonds.